ACACGUCGACUAUCAAUACAACCUCAAAAUUUACUAAAAAAAAUUAAAUUCCACCAAAAUUAAUUAAAAUAAAAAACCUUAAUCAAUUUUUGAGUUUAGCUGCUGAUAUUAUUUAUAUCAUUUCAUCAUUUCCUUAAAAUUUACCCCACAACAUGAUGUAACACUGCGUUAAUAAAAUUAAUUUGCGUUCACUUCUAGAACAUUACACCCACGUUUAUAAAAGAAAAACAAUCAUUUCAAACGUUUACUUUCUUUUCGUUCUUUCACUUUGUUGGUCUACUUUCGAUUACGAUUGGUAAUAACGUGGUAAUAACAGCUGUCAAGGUGAUAACAACACAAUUUUCGACAACGAUUUUCAUCUCGGUCAUUUAUAACUAAAACUUCAAAAAAAAAGAUACAUUUAUUAAAUGUUUCAUCGUAAACAUGUAAAGUGUAAAAACACCGAUAAAAAAUAAAUAUUAAAAGAUGAGCGAUCAUAAAGAAGUUAAUUGUGUCGGAAACGACAAAGCUAAGAAAGAGAAAGAGGAGUUUGUGAAGAUUUUAGGACGAACGAUACUUGUGAGUCCAAGUAAAGAUGAAUACGAUUUAUUACAAAAAAGAUUAAAGCAACAAUUAGAAGAAGGACGAGGUGAAGUUAUUCUUGAGAUUGGUUGUUCUCAAGAUGGAACUGAAAAUGGACUUGGUGAAGAAGAAAUGAAAGCAGCCGCAGCUACAUUACAAUCAUUAGCUGCAACAUUAGAUUGUAGUUGUGUAAAAUUGCGUGAACGGAAGGAACUUCAAGGAACUGUUGCUCAAUAUCUCGUAAGGAGGCUAUUGGAUGAAAGUGAUUUCUUGGAAAUUCGUGUUGCUGUAGUUGGAAAUGUUGAUGCUGGUAAAUCAACACUUUUGGGUGUUUUGACUCAUGGUGAAUUGGAUAACGGUCGAGGACAUGCCAGACAGAAAUUGUUUAGGCAUAAACACGAAUUGGAAUCAGGGAGAACAAGUUCUGUGGGAAAUGAUAUUUUAGGAUUUGAUAGUGAAGGAAAUGUGGUUAAUAAACCAGAACAUGGCUCGUUGGAUUGGGCGAAAAUUUGUGAGAAAAGUUCCAAAGUUAUCACUUUUAUUGAUUUAGCCGGUCAUGAAAGAUAUUUGAAAACAACAGUUUUUGGAAUGACAGGACAUGCGCCAGAUUUUGGAAUGUUAAUGGUUGGUGCAAAUGCUGGAAUAGUUGGAAUGACGAAAGAACAUCUUGGUUUAGCCUUAGCUUUAGCCGUUCCAGUCUUUGUAGUAGUUACAAAGAUCGAUAUGUGUCCAGCAAAUGUACUUCAAGAUAAUCUAAAAAUGUUGGUGCGCAUUUUAAAAUCACCAGGUUGCCGAAAAGUACCAGUCAUGGUUAAAACGGUUGACGACGUUGUUUUGAGUGCCACCAAUUUUGUAUCAGAAAGAUUAUGUCCAAUAUUCCAAGUAUCUAAUGUAAAUGGAGAAAAUUUGGAUAUGUUGAAAAUGUUUUUAAAUUUAUUAACGACUCGAAUGGAAUAUAAAGAAAAUGAACCGGCCGAAUUUCAAAUUGAUGAUACUUAUUCAGUACCAGGUGUCGGUACUGUAGUUUCAGGAACAACCUUAAAAGGUAUCAUCAAAUUAAAUGAUACCUUAAUGUUAGGUCCAGAUCCUUUAGGACAUUUCCAAGCAAUUGCUGUUAAAAGUAUUCAUCGUAAAAGAAUGGCUGUUACUGAAGUUAAAGCUGGACAAACUGCGAGUUUUGCAUUGAAAAAAAUUAAACGUUCUCAAAUACGCAAAGGAAUGGUUAUGGUUUGUCCAUCACUAAAUCCGCAAGCCUGUUGGGAAUUUUUAGGCGAAAUAUUAGUUUUACAUCAUCCAACAACAAUCAGUUCGCGAUAUCAAGCGAUGGUCCACUGCGGAAGUAUUAGACAAACAGCAAGUAUAAUUCGAAUGUCUCAAGAAUGUUUAAGAACCGGUGAUAAAGCCCUAAUUCACUUCCGUUUUAUAAAAUAUCCAGAAUAUUUAGUUCCCGGUCAACGAAUGGUGUUCCGUGAAGGUCGAACGAAAGCUGUUGGAAAUGUAGUUAAUGUUUUCACUCACACUGGAACAAUUAACACCGGGGCCAAAACAAAAGGAAGCAAACAACAACAGCAUCAAUCCAAUAAUCAAAGGGGACAAAAUCAAAGUUUAAAUAUACAAACAACUUUGAAUGGACAACAAUCAUUGAAUAAAUUAGAUCAAAAAGUUCAAGAACAAGUUAUGGUGAUGACUAAAAACGAUACGAUUCAAACAGACCAAGAAAAAGAUUCAAUAAAUCGUCCGGGUGGAAGUAAGAAAGGUCGGGGGAGGAGGGGUGGACGCGGACAAAAACAUAACGUUACUUCCGGCCAUGGAAGUGGGGGAGGAGUUGGAGGAUUUGAUGGAGAAAGUGGUGGGCAAUUAGGAGCAAAAAGAGUGCAAUAAAAUUGUGAUUACUUUUGAAACAAAAAAAGAAAACGAACAGGAAAUCUAAAAUAAUAAGAUAAAAUCAAAUAGUACAAAUCAUAUUUUGUAUCUUGCUCACACACUAACAUAUUUUCCAUCACGGUAACAAUUUUAAUAAUUAAAUAAUUAUACACAUUA
Messenger RNA from Onthophagus taurus, 2601 nucleotides. It is a transcript of the gene GTPBP1, whose product is annotated as GTP-binding protein 1. Gene Ontology annotation, biological process: translational elongation. The record is from RefSeq and is a predicted model, not a curated record. Gene Ontology annotation, molecular function: translation elongation factor activity; GTPase activity; GTP binding. Lineage: Eukaryota; Metazoa; Arthropoda; Insecta; Coleoptera; Scarabaeidae.